This is a messenger RNA of Bufo gargarizans (Asiatic toad), 1383 nucleotides long. RefSeq names its product lysophospholipase 2 (gene LYPLA2). Gene Ontology annotation, cellular component: cytoplasm. NCBI's taxonomy places the organism in Eukaryota, Metazoa, Chordata, Amphibia, Anura, Bufonidae. Gene Ontology annotation, molecular function: carboxylic ester hydrolase activity; palmitoyl-(protein) hydrolase activity. Bases 115 to 810 code for a protein of 231 amino acids. The transcript has 9 exons. Gene Ontology annotation, biological process: protein depalmitoylation. The record is from RefSeq and is a predicted model, not a curated record.
GCGGCGCGAUCACGUGACAUGCGCUGGGGUUAGAUCCGCUUAGCGGCUGCGGCUCAUUGUUUCUUCUCGGGAGGUCAGAGGUCACCGGGGCGGUGUGUGACAUCACUCCGGUGCAUGUGCGGAAACAACAUGUCUGUGCCGCUACUUACCGACGCUGUGACCGUGCCCGGAGGGGAUCGCGAGACCGCGGCGGUAAUCUUUUUGCAUGGCCUCGGGGACACCGGACAUGGCUGGGCUGAGUCACUGUCUGCGAUUAAACUGCCUCAUGUCAAAUAUAUAUGUCCACAUGCGCCCCGCAUUCCUGUAACACUGAACAUGAAGAUGGUGAUGCCAGCAUGGUUUGACUUAAUGGGCCUGAGCCCAGAUGCUCCUGAAGAUGAGGCAGGCAUCAAGAAGGCUGCAGAUAGCAUUAAAAGUAUCAUUGAACAUGAAGUGAAGAAUGGAAUUCCAGCCAAUAGGAUUGUCCUAGGAGGAUUUUCCCAGGGAGGGGCCCUGUCUUUGUAUACUGCUCUGACCUGUCAACAGAAACUUGCAGGAAUUGUGGGACUUAGCUGUUGGCUGCCGCUGCACAAGACAUUCCCUCAGGCUGCAUCCGGCGUAAAUAAGGACAUCUCUAUCCUGCAGUGUCAUGGGGAGGCAGAUCCUAUGAUUCCUGUUCGCUUUGGAACUCUCACCUCAGAAAAGCUGAAAUGUCUGGUGACCCCAUCAAAGGUUCAGUUUAAAACAUAUUCUGGAGUCACGCACAGCACCAGUCAAGAGGAAAUGAUGACAGUGAAAGAUUUCUUGGAGAAAGUAAUCCCAAGGGUGUAACUCCCAGAUGGUUCCACUGCAGGAUGAUGCCUCGGCCUCCCCUCCAGUGUUUCUUCCCUGAGCCCGUGUCCUCCUACCCUCUCACUCCCACUCUGCUGGUUUAUGAUAAAAAUAAAGAAAAGUAUUAUCUGUCCUGCCAGAUGUGAUUGGAGCUGUUUAAGGUACAGGGUGGGGGUUGCUGCUCCUACACCCAUUCCAUAAUCCCUGCCCAAAAAAAAAAAGCAGGUUCGUUGCUGCUGCUUUUUCCAAUCCUCGUAGUGUUACAUUUCAUACUGUUGUGCUGUCACAGCAGGAAGCCACCAUAUACCUCAGAGGAGCAUUGAGAUGUGAAUGUACCUUAAACAGUCCGUCCGUUCAGGAGCAGAGCUCAGGCCCAUUACAGCUGGUACUGUGCCCCUAUCUAGGUAUUUUCAGGCUGUCCCAGCUCCUGGCCUUGCAUCCAUGUUCUCUGAGCUCAGCAGAUUGUGUACAUGUAAGGCUCAGCAUGCACUGGGAAAAGAGCAGUGUACUUACGUAAGCAGCAUUACUGUCAUUUUUGUUUUUUUUAUUCACAAUAAAAAGCCUUCUACCCUU